UUCAACUUUAGGUCACCCUGCGGUGUGCGCUGGCCCUGCAUUUAGCUGGUGUUAAAUUUGUAAUAUUGUUUUUUUGAAUAACGUAAAUAGUGCACAAUGGCAUCCAUACUACGCACGGGAAAACUGUUGCGUUACUUUGCCGGCUUCACACGCAAUGUCGUCGUCAAUUCGGUCCGCGACUGCGAGAGCAACAAUCUCCUCCAAUCCGCUCCCUGCAUGUGCGGACAAUUCCAGAAUGGCUUUGCUAGCAACGCAGCAGCCACCAAGGCUGAGCUAAGUCUCGACAGGCAGAUCAAGCGACUAGAUCAGGAUGCCCGUCGCAUGGGACGCAUCUCGCGUCGUGAUCUGGAGGAAGUGCUCGACGAGAUUCGCACACACCGCACGGCAACCAGUUCGCAGUCGCUGCUCGUGAUACGUUGCUGUGGCAAUCUGGUGCCCGAGGAGUUGCCCGAGGUGCGUACAGCUCUGGUCCAGGAGAUCUGGAAGACACUGAAUGCGCUCAAUGUGCCCAUGGACAUAUCACACUAUAAUGCACUAUUGCGUGUCUAUUUGGAGAACGAACAUCAAUUUACACCCACCGAUUUCCUGGCUGAAAUCGAGGCGAAAGGCAUCGAACCCAAUCGGGUGACUUAUCAGCGACUUAUAGCGCGUUAUUGCCAGCAGGGUGACAUCGAUGGCGCCACCAGAAUCCUGGAGUUUAUGCGUGGCAAGAGUUUGCCCGUAAAUGAGAAUGUUUUCAACUCGCUGAUUCUGGGACACUCGCAGGCCAACGAUCUCGAAUCGGCCAAGGGCAUUCUGGCCGUAAUGAAGCAGGCCGGCUUGGAGCCCAGUGCUGACACCUAUACGACGCUGUUGUGCGCCUUUGCGCGUCACGGCGACAUCGAUGCCUUGAACAGCACGCUGGCUGAAUGCGAGCCAAAGGAGAUCAUUUUGCUGGACAAGGAUUUGCUGGACAUUGUCUACACUUUGACCAUCAAUGGCCAUGGCCAGCAUGUCGAUGGUUUGUUGGCCAAGCUGCGCAUUUCACCCGGUUUCAAUCAGGAUGCUGUCAAUAUUAUAUUGCGACUUGUGAACAAGGGUCACGAGGAUGUGGCGCUAAAGCUGUUGCGUUUGAUGCCACGCGGCGUGCGAGUUAAUGGCGAGCCUGUCGAUGUGGGCGCCUUCUACAUUCGCCAGCUGGUCAAGGCCAAUCGACCCGUCGAGAGCAUUUUGAACAUUUGCCGCACACUCCAGGCGGAGGGUUUGAAUCCCAAGGCACUGACCAUUGCCACCGAGGCGGGUUUGACGCACGGAGCCAUGAACAAUGCGCUGCCACUGUUGCAGGAGAUGAAGAAUCUGGGUUUGCCCAUACGUCAGCAUUACUUCUGGCCACUCUUCUGUUCGGUCAACUCGAAUCAGGUGCUCGACAUUGUGCGGCGCAUGCAGCAAGAGUUCGCUGUGAAUCCCAACUCGGAAACCAUUCGGGAUUAUGUCAUACCGAAUCUGAAAGAGAAGAACUGGGAGCGUGUGGUGACUGUGCUGCGUGAUGCUGGCGUUCCCAACUCCACGGCUGUCACCUCUGCUGUCUAUGCGGCGUUGACCACACAUCAGAUUGCCGAUGCUGCCAAGAUCAUGGAGAAGAACCGUGCCUACUAUGUGCCCAUUCUGUUCCGUCAACCUUUGAUACUGGCGCUGAGCAAUACGAAUGAUUAUGCCGCCUUUGUACGCUGCAUUCGUCAGAUCCAUGAGGGUUUGCAGCUGCGUGCUGGCCGCGAAGCAACUGAGGAACCCGAACAGGCCAACGAUGUGGAGGCGCCUGCCACUGAACGUGCGGUGCCCGAUGUCGUGGGUGGCAUUGUCCACGAGGCUGCCAUUUACUUCCGUCGCGAAAGAGUUGCCAUGCUCGAAAAGACACUAAAGGGACUCGUCAAUCAGGGUCUGUCGAUUAGCAGCCACAAGGCGACGGCGCUAUCUGAGUUGCUUGGCGCCGAAAUGACGCCAACGAUUUCUGAGUUGCUGGGCAAGCUUAGCUCUGGCGAACUGGAGCCCGUCCCACUGCCCAGCCAAGGCAAACGGCCAUUGGAUACGCUCAGCAUUGAUGAGCUCGAGCGCUUCAUCAAAAAUGUGGAGGCCAAGGGCGAGAAUGCAAACAACAUCAAGCGACAGCUAAUUUCUGCCUGCUUCCGUUCGCACAACCUCGAAAAGACACUCGAAGUGAUUGAGCGCCUGGAUCAGGAGAAAUUCCAGAUACCCAUUGGCGUCUAUGCCCAACUGGUCGAUCUCUACACACAUCACAAACGCAGCUCCGAUGCUCUGGCUCAGUGCAGCAAAUUGCGUCAGGCGGAUGCCAACUUCAAGCUGGACAACCUGAAAACGGUGCGAUUGGCAGAGCUACUGCUGCAGGAGGAACGCGUCGAGGAGACCCUGGAGCUGCUCAAGAGCAAUGCCAAGGAAUCGGUGCACAACGAGUCCGAUGGUGGUAGCUUUAAUUAUGUGAGCACCGCGUGGCGCAUUCUUAAUUCGAUUGCGGAGUCGGGUAACGCAGACAAAUUGAAGCGUGUCUUUGAUGCGUUGGUGGAGAGCAACUAUGUGGUACCCACAAAUGUGCUGCUCGGUCCGCUGAUCAAGGUGCACAUGGUCAAGGAUGAUCUGCCGAGUGCCAUCAAUGCCUUCGAACAAAUCUGUCAGCAGUACAAGGCAACGCCCUGGAAGAAUGAGCUCGCUUGUCGCCUAAUACAAAAAGAAGACGCCGCCAACUUGCAGCGUCUGACCGACCUGAGCACAAGCAUUCACGGUGAGGUCAACAGUCUGUACGAUCUGGUCUUCUCCUUUGUGGAAUGCGGACGUGUGCGUCAGGCACGCAAGAUCUUGGAGACACCUGGACUGCGCACGCGUCCUCAGCGCAUCAAUUCCGCUUGCGAUCGUUAUAAGAACGAGGGCAUGUUGCAGCCUCUGGAGGGUUUGAUUGAGGCCACCAAGGAUCUGGGACACAUUGAUCGCAACAAGAUCUAUUACACGCUGCUGCUGAGCUACGACAAGGCGGAUGAGGCCGAAAAGGCGCUGGGAUUGUGGACCAAGAUGCAAGAGGAGGCUGUGGCACCCACCGACGCUUUUCUGCUGCGCUUAGCCGAGUUGCUUGAGCGCAAGAACAUCGAGGUGCCUUUUGUGGUGCCCGAGUCAGCGGCGCCCAAAACUAAACGCAGCAAACCUGCAGCUGCAGCUUCGACUAAGGUGGAGACCAAGACGGAGGAAAAAGUUGUACAGGCGCCCAAGGCGCCAUCGAAUUCGGCAAGCUUCCGUCGUGCCAUUCAGGCCAACGAUGUGGAUGCCGCCAUUGCGUGUCGCGAUCGCAUCAUCAGCGGCGAGAAGAUUGGUGUGCUGGACAUCUCACGUCUGAUUGAGCUGCUCGUGCGUUCCGAUCGCCUCGCAGAAGCCACCAAGUACGUGGAUGAACUGCUCGCCGAUAAGCAGCAUCCGCAGCCAAAGAUCUUCAAGUAUUACUUGAACAAAGUCGCUGCAGCCGGUGACUUGGCCACCUUGGAACGCAUUGGCCAGCAGCUAAACGAUGAACAGAAGCGUUUGAUUUCGUUUGACAAUCGCUAUUGUCAUGCCUACAUUGUGGCCGGUAAAGUGGAAGAGUUCCUCAAGCAGCUGACCACAAAUAUUGAGGCGGCCAAGACGCCUGAGGAAGCCGCCAAGCUGGCCGAGAAGUUUCCACGUGGCGGCGCUGUUGGCAUCCUGGACAAACAUCCCGAACUGGUGGCACAAUAUGAAGCUCUAGCGGAGAAAUAUGCCGCACUCAAUCAGCUGGGACCCAUGAAUGUGCUGUGGAUGCAUUUGAUAUCCAACGGCCAGGAAGUGGCCUCCAAACAGAUCUGGGACAAGCAUCUGUCCAAUGCACCACGCCUGAUGUUCCAGCGUGUGCUGCAAACGGCUCGCGAGCAACAGGACGAGAAACUCGCCUCCACCGUGAUUUCCCAGCUGAGGAGCAGCAAAAUCUCCGAGGGUGCCAUUGGCAAUGCUUACUCCUGUCUGCUGGACAUACAGACGACCAAGGGCAACACAGACAAGGCAUUGGAUGUCCUGGCAAAUGCCGUCAAGGAUGUUUCCCUGGAGCACAUCAAUCGCACAGCUUUGUUGCGUUUAAAACAAGCUGUUGAGGCGAAGUCACAAAAGUUCCCAUACACUGUGCCAGAGAAACGCACCAAGGCGGGCGAUUCCAGCUCCUCCUCGAGCGGCAGCAGCAGCAGCGACGAUGAUGUCAGUCCAAAGAAGCCAGAGACAGUGAAACAGAAACCUGAAAAUGCUUAAAAUUGCGCUCAACAAAAACGGUUGGGGACAAGUUUUUCUUUAGUUUAAUCUACUGUAAUUAUGCUACUUCUUACUUUAGUAUUUACUUUGCUGUUGUCAACUAAACUAAAAUAUAAUUAGUUGUUUUUAUUGCAA
Molecule: messenger RNA, 4425 nt
Organism: Drosophila sulfurigaster albostrigata
Lineage: Eukaryota; Metazoa; Arthropoda; Insecta; Diptera; Drosophilidae
Gene: bsf
Product: leucine-rich PPR motif-containing protein, mitochondrial
Exons: 5
Coding region: 97-4290 (1397 amino acids)
Molecular function (GO): protein binding
Source: RefSeq, a predicted model, not a curated record